This is a messenger RNA of Pocillopora damicornis (cauliflower coral), 3921 nucleotides long. RefSeq lists its product as uncharacterized. The record is from RefSeq and is a predicted model, not a curated record. Lineage: Eukaryota; Metazoa; Cnidaria; Anthozoa; Scleractinia; Pocilloporidae.
AACGGGAAUUCGUCAUUCAACUGAGGUGUUAAAUUUACAGCGCCAAUGGAACGUUCGUCCUUUGUUAAAUAUCUUCCCUUACGGCGAAUUGCCCUCGUUUUUGGCUUGUUGGUGUUAUAUACUAUUACUUCAACUCUCCUCAUAAACCACCCAUCAUUUCGUUUUAUUGCAAAAACGAACGAAGCAAAUAAAAUCGCCGAUUUCUGUCGUGAGUGGCUACGUCAGCAUCGUGCGCGCUCGGACUGGCAGGCCAUAAUCAAACCGUGUUACGACAAUAUGGCCUGGGGAAAAGUGAAGGAUGGCUGGGAAAUAGCUAACAGAACCGACGCCUCAACAAGUGAGAUAACAUUUCAGGACAUCAGGCCUGCUGGAGAGUACAGUAAGAUUUUCAUCCAAUCAAAAACGACCGACAAUAGAGCGAAAGUAAUUGGUGGAGACACCUGGAGGGUCAACCUACGUGGCCCAUCAAGCAUUGCAGCGACUGUUUUUGAUCACAAUAAUGGAACUUAUGAAGCUUUGUUUCUUAUUAUGGAGCCUGGUAUCUAUGAACUGUUGAUUCACCUUGACUAUAGUCUGUGCGAUGGAUUCAGGGACCCUCCACCUGAUUGGUUCAUUAAGGGGAACGUUCAUGGGAAAUUUCAACCGAGAAAUCUUCUAGGCCCCCUGGUUGAUUACUUGGCACAGCCCUUUCAGAGCGGAACACAUCUCGAGAUAACCGUAGAAACAACAGAUACGAUCGUGUCAUUAGCCGACAAACUUCAUUCCCUUGAGUCGUGUUCUUCCACGUGCAAUAACUUGUGGGAUGGAUUUGGUCGGUGGAAGAAUGACAAAUGGCGGCCAUACCUCGAAGAAUCAUACGACUGGUCCUUACCAGAAAACUACAGCUCUUCUGGUACUUUGUGGGUGUACGGUGAUUCAUUAGGACUUAUGCUGUUUAAUUCAAUCCGCUCUCGUGACCUGUGCACAAAGCUCUACUCCAACUGUAAAAACAGUUAUAACUGGCUCUAUCCAACCAGGAAUGAUAAACCAGUCAACAAUACACGGGAUAACCUCGACUUUCGUCCGGAGAUAGUCUUAAAUGCCAUACGCAGCGUUCUUAAUACGACAGACUUACAGCAACCAUCCAGUGUACUGCUUUUAAACCUUGGACUUCAUUAUACCCGAAGCGUCAACUUCACAACUUUUCAGAGGGUCAUUGGAGACGUAAUAGACUUGUUGAAAGAGAAAACAAUUGACUCACAAGGCAAAGAAGUUCUAAAGUUAAAAGCGAGGGUCAUUUGGAAAUCAACUACAGCCUUAUGUAAGCAUAAGCAAAGGUACUACAACCCAACAGAUAAGAGAUUCCUCACACCGCAGCGAGUUCUCCUGUUCAGCGCGUACGCCAUCACAGCCAUGUGUCAAGCGGGUUUCGAUGUCAUAGACGUGUAUCCGAUGACCCACUCGUAUCCGGAGGGUACAUUGGACAAUGAUAUUGUUCACUAUCCAAACAAAGUGUUUGAUGCGGUGGUAACACUUGUAGAGAAUUAUAAAAUAAACAACAAUCAAAGGAUAGAAACCGAUGACCACGAGAGAAAAAUAAGGCGAUGUGCCAGCUGACCAAAACUAUAGACAGCUAUCCCAAGUCCUCAGCUUGGCCUCACAGAAGAAAAUUUGGGGAAGGAUAAAUUAACUUGUUUCUAGGCCCGCUCUUGUCUGACGUGGCUGAGACAUGUAUUUUCUUUCGCAGAGGUUCCAUAUGAAAACAUGGUACGGGUUGUUCGAAGUAGGUCGGUUUUUGUCAUUUCAUUUAUAUUUUUCAAGUAGUCUGGUAAAUCUUUAACCUACAUGAUUACUAACGGUUUGAUAAGGUAAAUGUUUAUUUUGGACACUUUUUUGGUCGGGAAACCUGAAAACAUAUCGGAGUCUUUUUCUGUUUAAGAAGAACAUAAUGCUAGGACAGUCUUGGUUGGGUCUCGUCUGAAUUUACCUAAUCCCCUCACAAGGCUUUUUUAUAUUCGUAUGAUACUUAUUGGCCGUUAAUUGGCUGCCAAUUUUCUAUGGUCCUCUCGUUAUACCCUGUUGGCGACGACUGACCCUCCUCUUUUCCCCUGAAAAGCAUCUGGUCCUCCCCCUGCCCCCAAUUCUCCGAUUCCGCCCUCCCAGCUGAUAGAUAAAGACUGAUCCUUAAUUAGAGGUCAUGACAAAACAUUUAUGGUUUAAGGUCUAAGGCAAGGAGUAAUUGCAAUGAAUGAGCUGCCAGUAAUCGGAUCCUUGUGUUUGCGCAAAGAUUUCUAGGAUCGCCACGGGGCAAACAUUGCUACUCGUUAUACAGAAAUGUAUGGCGCAAGGUUGUUUCCAUGUCCAAAAAGACAAUUUUAGAGGGAGAUCAAUGCUUUUUCGCCGCAGUUUUAUCAUAAAUGGAUAAAGAUCAUGUUGAUUCGAGGAACGUGUAAGUUUGUGUUUGUAUUUUCACGAAAUAUACCAAUGAAUUUCUCUCCUUGUGUAAGGUUUAUUGUGAAAUCGUCAUCGCGUAAUGGUCUCGACGUUUUACAAAAUUAGCCAUAAAUCUUUAUGAAAUAACUCAUUUAAGUCUUUUCUGUGGAUAUAUCAGUUGUACAUCGCUCCUUAAGCGACCCAUUUGUACCUACUCACUGUCGCAGAAGAAAUGGUUCAGUUUUGAGUCGAUUAUAUACGCUGGUUCGUUCUCAUUGAUCACAACAGAGAAGUAGUGUAGGUGUUCCAUCGCUUAAAUGUAUCUGACGAUGAUACUUAGUGCUCAAGCUCACCAUCUGUCGACACUUCAAUCUCCUACUGUCUCGAGGUAGCUGUUGUAGCGCUCUUUUGUCAGUAUUAGCAAGCCAAGAAAAAUGAGCUAGAAAUAGACUUAGGACACGUCAUAAAAGCUGAGAAAGCUUAUUGAUUUAUUUCUUGGCGAUUUAUAGCAAAUAUUUCCAAAUUUCGAGACUAUAAAGCGACGUCAGUUUCACAAUAAACCUUGCGUUUGCUCAUGGAGGAAUGUUAAUUGGUAGAUUUUGUUACAUAUAUCAAGGUUGUUCAAUCAAAAACUUACGCUUCCCUUGUAUCGAUUACCCAAAUCCAUUUCUGAUAGAAGAGCGGCGAAAAAGCGAUAAUCUCCCCCCAAACUAGUUUUUUGGACGUCAAACAACCUUUCGUCAUGCAUUUCUUUACAGCCACGAGGCGAUCCCAAAAACCUUUGCGCAAACAAAAGGAUUUAAUUAUUAGCAACUCAUCCAUUGAUCGUGUUGUCUGAUUGUCUGGGUGAAAGUAGACCUGCAAGGGUCUGAGACGAUGGUAGAGACUGACGUUAGCUGACACGUUUUGACAGUCUUAACGAAUGUCUUUACCAAAGUGAAGCCACUCAUCUUUCAGAAAUUAUUAAAUGCGGCAUGAUAAACACUGUAAAGAGCCUCAGUAGGUAGAAUUGAUUCCUCAAAAAUUUUACUGUUCGUCUGCUAAAAUUAUAAAUGUAAUAUUUGGAAUCCUGGCGUCACUAUUUUCCUCAGUUUCUUUACUCGCUCCUUCCGAAAAUGUUAGCUCCUUUCAAACGUAUAUAUAGAGAAAAGCAUUUAGUCAUUUUCUUUUAUUUAAUUAAUGAGUGAGUCCUGUGAGUUAUAUAUGAAAAGUAAUGUAUUGUAGAACUGCUUUUUAAAACUUUUGAAUUGUACUUUUCUCGUCUUUCUUCAUUCGUUAUUUCAAUAGGACAUUGUAAGGCGCUGUUAAAUAUGUGUCAAGAGCCUACUCAGUAUAAAUUUCUUACAUCAACAUUAUUAUCAUCAUUGUGGCAGGGUAAAACUUCUGGAUGCCUAGAUUCCAAGCACGAUAGUUGGGCGGUGCAGGCUGUAGCCAACUCCGUGACGAAGCCAUAAACUUGUAUUGUUAAUAAAAAAUAUGCUAAAACUUUAACUGUUGAAAAUAUAUAGA